Larimichthys crocea (large yellow croaker) is the source of this 3101-nucleotide messenger RNA. It is a transcript of the gene slc60a2b, whose product is annotated as major facilitator superfamily domain containing 4B. The record is from RefSeq and is a predicted model, not a curated record. Gene Ontology annotation, molecular function: D-glucose transmembrane transporter activity. Bases 399 to 2267 code for a protein of 622 amino acids. Gene Ontology annotation, biological process: transmembrane transport. NCBI's taxonomy places the organism in Eukaryota, Metazoa, Chordata, Actinopteri, Sciaenidae. The transcript has 4 exons.
AGGUUAUAAAUGAAGGUGAAUAUACAUAUCGUCAGUCAGUGAGGUGAUAUGUACAUAACGCGGUCUUUGCGUCAUUCAUAAGGUGGGACACUUCCUUACACCGAGUGAGCAGUCAUCCUGAACACACGAUCUUUGCAAACGUCCAGCAGCAGCCAUACAUUAGCUGUCGGCGUAUGGAGGCAGUCCGCGGCUGCAGCGGCGGCACCUCGCUGUCAUCCUCCGGUGCACCCAGCUGUUUCCAACAUGACUGACCUCAUCUGAACCGCUCAGCCCCGAGAAACUAAAAACAAGAAGCGAAAAAAACGACAGGAAAAAGCAAACCGCCAUCAGCUGUCAGCGCUGGGUACUCGCACGCAGCAUCACGCACGAGCAGCAGUCGUAGUAACAAAUUGACAGGUAUGUCUUCGUCAGCCGCGCGAGACGCCGUCGUCAAAAAGAAGCACGUUCGUUUCGCCAGCAUGGAGGACGACGACGACAACGACGACCAGGAGGAGGACACCCUGUUUGACAAGAGGAAGGACACCGGGAGAGGGCUCAAGAGUGCGCUGAAGGCGGUCAAGAGGUCGACGAAAGCGGCGUACGCCGACCGAGUGGAGGUGGUGGCCGGGGGAAGGGGCGGAUAUGGCGCGUGCGGCCGCUGGAUGGUGACCCUCGCGCUCUGUGGAUCUUUCCUCGGCUUGGGGAUGAGUAUCUCCGUCCUCGGCCCCACAUUUGAGGACCUGGCUUUGAAUGUGAAGAAGAACAUCAGCAACAUCUCUUACAUCUUUGUUGGACGCUCCGCGGGCUACAUCGGCGGUUCCCUCAUAGGAGGCGUUCUCUUCGAAUGCAUGAACCCUCAUCUCCUGUUAGGGUUUUCGAUGUUGGUCACAGCGUUUGGAAUGUGUGCCAUCCCUUUCUGUAAGCAGGCUCUGCUGCUCACCGUGCUCAUGUCCAGCAUCGGGAUGUGUAUGGGUGUCCUGGAUACAGGUGGUAACGUCCUCAUACUGAACACAUGGGGUGAGCAGGCAGGCCCUCACAUGCAAGCUCUACACUUCAGCUUUGCAGCCGGGGCCUUCGUGUCUCCGAUCAUAGCCAAGCUGCUGUUUGGGCCCGACGGGAACGGCAGCAUCACACCUACCAACACCACACUUCCUGUCACUACAGAGCCGAUAUCCCCCGACGUUCACACUAUGAGCCGUUACAUCCACAGCAGGAGCAGCACCCUCAAAUCCAUGUGGGCCUACAUUGUGAUCGGCUCUUUCGUUUUCCUCGUCUCCCUUCUCUUCUUCUUCCUCUUCUUCCGCGGCAGCUUUUCUCGUGACAAAGGCCGCGCGUCUGCAGGAAAGCCCCUGGUGGCCAAACAUCACAUGGCUCUCGUCGCCCUGCUCUUCUUCUUCUUUUUUGGCUACGUAGGUGCUGAGGUGGCGUACGGCUCCUUCAUCUACACCUUUGCCAAGGACUAUGCCCACAUGGAUCAGUCACAAGCGGCCGGGCUCAACUCGUUGUUCUGGGGGACGUUUGCUGCCUGCAGGGGGUUGGCUAUUUUCUUUGCGGCCUGCAUGUACCCGGGCACCAUGAUCCUGCUCUGCCUGGUGGGCUCCACUGUGUCCUCUCUGUUCCUGUGCCUCUUCAGCAAGGAGAAGGUGGCCCUGUGGGUAUGCACUGGUCUGUACGGGGCGUCCAUGGCCACCACUUUCCCCAGCGGCAUCUCGUGGCUGGAGCAGUACACCACAGUGACAGGCCACACGGCGGCAGCCUUUGUGGUGGGUGCGGCGCUGGGUGAGAUGGUGCUGCCCGUUCUAAUAGGCUUCCUGCUGGGACAGUUCCCGGACCAACCCCUGCUCAUGUACCUGUCACUCAUCACCGCCACCUUCACCUCCAUCCUCUUCCCGGUCAUGUACAAACUGGCCUCGGCCCCCACUGGCCCGAGCAGGAAACCCCGCACCAGAGGCCGGCCUGACGCAGACGACAGCGAAUACCGCCAGGCGCUGCUGGCCUCAGGAGCCAAUGACGAAGAGGAGGAGGAGGAGCAGGACAACGAGGCUGACCAGUGGAACGACGCAGACUUUGAGGUAAUAGAAAUGGACGACACGCCGAGUCUCAUCAGUUCACCUAGCAAGGCGUCCUCUCCUCCUCACAUCACCGGUUCAACAGGAAGCUCUGCGGCCUCAAACGCCCAGGCGACAGAGCCCGCAGGGGGAACCUCCUUCUCGGACAUCAUCUCCCUCGUAGGAGACUCCCCCAGACGCAAACUACUGCUCUCUCUGGAGAGAGAGAAGAGAGACUGAACACUCCUCCUGUCGACCUCUCCCUUAACACUUAAAGAGCCAUGCCUUGACACGUCUGUGCUCGUUUGUUGUCCAGAACCUAAAAACUCUAAAUAUUUAUGACCAGUCUGAUGAUUUACUGUGCAGUGAACACAACGCUGACUACUGACCGAAACCUGUGCAGCUUAUAAACCACCAAUACAGUACGACAAGUCGAAGCUCAAUGAAGGACAAGUUAUAAAUAAUAUUUAUGUUGAUGAGUCUCUAUGAAGAGUCUGUUGGCCUACGCUCUUCCACAGGGAGGUCAAAGGUCAGGGGUCGAGUCCUAGUGCUGGUAGAAUUCAGUGCCUUGCUUGAGGACACAUGAGCAGAGUGAAUGAAUUGAACCAGAGACGGUCAGCCUCCUCUUCAUCAUGCCACCCUGCUGCCAAAAAAACGGAUGUUUUAAAAAUGUCAUUUAAUUUUGCACUAUCGCAGUGAUUUUAAAAAAACAGGAAAUGUGUGAUGAGUUCAUGUGUCUGUUGCACCUUUGUAAAGAUGAGAUCUGAUUUGUUCGUCAUGUACUGUAAUGUGUCAUGUGCUUCUCGAAGUUACGUGUCGUCACUGUGAGAUUGAAUCAUACAUCAUGAGACAUUUUGAUACAUUGACUUUUUAUUAUAUCAAUCUCAAACCUCCACCCACAGCAAUGUCCAUUAAAAACAAACAAAAAAACACCUCCAUCAUUUUUUACAUUUAUACAAUGUCUGCUGAGUUGAAAGCUCGGAUCUUGACGUGGUUCGAUGUUUUGGUUUUUUUUUUGUUUUUUUUGCACUGAAAAUUGGAAACACACAACUGUAUAUGCACAAGGAAACAAUA